This is a messenger RNA of Arctia plantaginis, 483 nucleotides long. Lineage: Eukaryota; Metazoa; Arthropoda; Insecta; Lepidoptera; Erebidae. The record is from the annotation of a GenBank genome assembly.
AUGGCAAUGAGCAGUUUAGAUCCAAGGACAGGUGGCACUUGUGUGAACUUCAUCGCGAAGAAAUUCUGCAGUUACGUCGUUGGUUAUGUGCAUUUGUUCCUUUGGAUAGGCGCCUUCUUUAUAUUGGUCUUCAAACCAUCUUCAGUACCGAAUAUGGUUAAAAAUGCUGACACUGCAACAACGGUCUUCGUCGGCUUCCUGGUUCUGUUCCUCAUAUUUAUUUCAGUUCUUCUACUUCUUGGAUUAUAUAAAGACCGACGACUGUUCGUUAAAGCAUACUGUAUUGCUGUUGUGGUAUACUUAGUACUACUGGCGUUAAGGAUUAUCGUCUACAUCUUUGUUCAACCACAGACGAUAAGCUUUUUCUCUUUGAUGCUUUCUUUUUUGAUGAAUCUGUUCUUCUUCUUCGUUGUCAGAUCUUACUACCUAAUUACAUACUGCAAUGGUUCUAACCAAUUGUUGGUAAAUCAACCUAAAGUUUAA